This is a messenger RNA of Protobothrops mucrosquamatus (brown spotted pit viper), 3382 nucleotides long. RefSeq names its product BEN domain containing 3 (gene BEND3). Gene Ontology annotation, biological process: rDNA heterochromatin formation. The transcript has 2 exons. Gene Ontology annotation, cellular component: heterochromatin. The coding region runs from base 214 to 2685 and encodes 823 amino acids. Lineage: Eukaryota; Metazoa; Chordata; Lepidosauria; Squamata; Viperidae. Gene Ontology annotation, molecular function: DNA binding. The record is from RefSeq and is a predicted model, not a curated record.
UCCAUUGUAUGUAUGAGUGUAUACAAUAUUUUCAUGCUAUUCUCUUCAGGAUAAGCAACAUAAUACAAAAUGCAGAAAAGCCCAAAAAAAAUUAAAGGCAGAAAAGCAAAGACGUAGAAAUCUAAGUAAGCUGAUCUUACCCCAACACCAUGCAUUAUAUUUUUUAUAUCCACUAUAUAUCAUAUCAAAACAUGUGCCUGGAAUCAGUAGCUGAUGAAUUUCCUAUCUGUGAUACCUUUGUUACUCUUUUUCUUUAAAUUAGGUAUUAAAAAUAAUAUGAAAGGAGAAACUGAUAAAGAAGAUGAAGCGCUAGACUGCUCUGUGAUUUCAAGACCUGAAAAAAAUUCACUGGAUGGUUUAAUAACUUGCCUACAAGACAUCAACAAGCGAAAACGAACCUCAUUUUGCUUUGAUGGUUCAGGGAACCACAAAGAAAUUCUGCCAAGUGUGAAAAAAAGAGGCAUUACCCAAGAGGAUCAGACCUCAAACUUGAGAUGCAGAGAUGGAUUGCCUACUCAGGAAGAUGUUGAGCAGCCAAGCAAGAGCAAAAAUUCCAGUCUAACAUGGAUUUGUGAAGAAACAUUGAAUAACACAGUUAUGCCUUCAUAUAAGAAACCUCUUUAUGGGAUCUCUCACAAAAUUACAGAGAAGAAGACUUUGCCAGGAACAGAACAGUUUACCACCUUUGAGUUAUUUGAAAAGAUUAAUCCUAGCAGUCCCUCCAAUCUUAGGACUUUGAAUGACCAGCGGAAAAGAGAAACAAGCAAUAUUACUGCCGAAUCUGAUUCAAAUAUCUAUUCUUUAAUACAAAAAAUGUUUUAUACACUGAAUACAUUAAAUUCUAACAUGACUCAACUGCAUAGCAAAGUAGAUCUGCUAUCGCUAGAAGUCAGUAGAAUUAAGAAACAGGUCAGUCCAAUAGAUGCUGUUGCAGAAUUCAAGCCACCUCCUGAGUAUCAGCUGACUGCCUCAGAACUCAAACAGAUUAUGGAUCAAAGUACAUCAGGUGGUGAUCUGGCCUGCCGAUUACUUGUACAACUUUUUCCAGAACUCUUUAGUGAGGAUGAAUUAAGUAAGGCCUGCACCACGUGUGGUUAUCUUAACAAAAAGAAACUUGAAUCACUUCAUCUGCAACUCAUCCGAAACUAUGUGGAAGUCUGUUAUCCAUCUGUGAAAAAUCCCGCUGUUUGGCAAGCAGAAUGUUUGCCUCAGGUCAAUGACUUUUUCAAUAGUUUUUGGGCUCAGAGAGAUAUGGAAAAUGGUCAGUCAGAUAUACAGUCCUCCAGUUUUUAUGAGUCUGAUCAUAUUAAUGAUAAGGAUGAUGAAGAAGUUCUACCGAUUGAUAGAAAUACUUCUGUUGCCUCAGAAUGGGUAUUUGAUGCCCAGGAUAUAAAUGAAUUUUUAGAUGAAGCAUCUUCUCCUGGAGAAUUUUGUGUAUUUUUGCUACACAGAUUGUUUCCGGAACUCUUUGAUCACAGAAAAUUGGCUGAAAGAUACAGCUGUUACGGAGAGUGUGGAAAACAAGAACUUGAUCCUCAGCGACUUCAGGUAAUCCGCAGAUACACAGAGAUCUACUUUCCUGCUAUGCAGGAGAGAAAGGCUUGGUUACAGCAUUGUGUUCAGCGAAUAAAUGAUGAACUUGAAAGCAUGUAUAUGGAUGACAGUGAGAAUGAACAGAUAAGAGAUGAUUGCUAUGAUUCUUCAAGUUUGCCUGAUGAUGUGUCAGUUAUAAAAGUAGAAGAUAAUUGUGACUAUGAAAGACCAGGUAGAAGAUCAAAAAAGAUUUGGCUUGUGCCCAUAGACUUUGAUAAACUUGAUAUCCCUUCCCCUGAUUUUGAUGUUCCUGUCUCAGAUUAUCUGUUAAGUAAGGAGCAGCUUAAGAAUAUAUAUGAAAGUAGCUUAUCUAUAGGUAAUUUUGCUUCUCGAUUGCUAGUUCACUUAUUUCCUGAAUUGUUUACUCCUGAAAACUUAAGGAAGCAAUACAAUUGCAGUGGCUCACUAGGCAAGAAACAACUUGAUCCUGUUAGAAUUAAAUUGAUUCGACACUAUGUGCAAAUGCUGUAUCCAAGAGCAAAGAAUGAUAGAGUAUGGACACUGGAAUUUGUUGGGAAACUGGAUGAAAGAUGCCGUCGGAGAGAUACUGAACAGAGACGCACCUACCAAUUGCAGCGAAAAGUCCAUGUACCGGGACCCGAGAGGAGAGAAUUCCUGACCUAUGCAAUAAACCCAGAACGAUUUAAAGAGGAAUUUGAAGGACCACCAUUGCCUCCAGAAAGAAGCAACAAAGAUUUUUGCAAGAUACCACUUGAGGAACUUAUUGUUCCUCCACCAGACUUUUCUGUGCCUUCUCUAUAUUUGCUGUCUGAUAAAGAGGUAAGAGAGAUAGUACAACAAAGUCUUUCAGUUGGUAACUUUGCUGCCAGACUCUUAGUAAGACUUUUUCCAGAGCUUUUUACUUCAGAUAACCUCAGACUGCAAUACAACCAUUCAGGGGCUUGUAACAAAAAGCAGCUUGAUCCUGUCAGACUGAGACUCAUCCGCCAUUAUGUUGAAGCUGUUUAUCCUGUUGAAAAGAUGGAUGAAGUUUGGCAUUAUGAAUGUAUACCUAGCAUUGAUGAAAGAUGCAGACGUCCAAAUAGAAAAAAGUGUGACAUAUUGAAAAAAGCCAAGAAAGCAAAAAAGUGAUCUUUUAAGUUUCCAAAGAUGGUAACUUCAGUUAUUUUGAAGUAGCUUGAGAGGUCAAUUGGUUUAGCACUAGGGCAACUACAAUACAUCUUUUCUUUCAUAUGUGUUUACACAUACAGGAAAUGGGUAAGAAGUAGGAAGUGAUAAUCGAAUGAAAGUCUCUCUUAAGAGCCCUACUGAAACAAAUGCAUAUGGCGGAAAAAGAUAUUUUAUAACUCCACUUUAGUAUGCCUUUAUGUAGCUUAGAAUUCUUGCUGUUUUUUCAGUUACCACCUACCUAAACUGGAUCACAAGGAACUACAAAUUAUUAAGAGUUGAUCUAAUAAUAUAUCCUCUAAAUAUAAUAUUCAUCAGUGGAAAUAAAUUAGUGUUUAAUUUUUAAUUAUUUUUAAAUAGUAAUUAACUUCUUUUAAGAGUUUUCAACAGGGACCUUUAAUCUAUCAUUUGGAAAUUAAUUUUUAAAUAUUUCAAAACUCCAAUUUUAAAAUGUUAUACCUCUUUAAGAAAGAAUGGAAAAUCACAACAGUUUCUAUGCUUAUGAAUACUCCUUGUAUCAAGUUUGAAUAUUAGGAAAGGAAAAAUUACAAAAUCAAGUUAUCACUUUUUAAAAAUAAUUUUUCAUUUUGUAGUUGAUUUGGUGUAAAAAUUAAAAUUAUAAUCAUGGGGUUAUUUAAUGAGUGUUUAUGUUAAAACUGUA